UGGUUCUCUCGGAGAUAUCGCCGCGAGCAGGGCUUGCCACGGGGCAUGCGCAAGAAUGGUCAGCAGCUGUCGAUCCUCCAGCAGAACUUCGAGGCCAAUCCAUACCCAAAUCGCGCCCAGAAGAAGAGCAUUGCCGACCAGACCAAGCUGGCCUACAAGCAAGUUAACCAGUGGUUCGAAAACGAACGAAAGAAGCGUGGCAUUCGUCUUGAGUAUGAGAUUGUACAGAAGGAGGUCGGCGCCACCAGCUCGACGCAACCCGCCGUCCGCAUGCCCCCCGCAUACAAGUAA
Messenger RNA from Polychytrium aggregatum, 291 nucleotides. RefSeq lists its product as uncharacterized. The annotation marks the transcript as partial. The transcript has a single exon. Gene Ontology annotation, molecular function: DNA binding. Lineage: Eukaryota; Fungi; Chytridiomycota; Chytridiomycetes; Polychytriales. The record is from RefSeq and is a predicted model, not a curated record.